AAUAAGCUAAAAUAAAAUAUAAAAUAAAAGUAAAGUAAGAGAGAAUGAAUAAAAAUUAAAGGAAACUACUUUUUACGAACGGGCUUCUGAACGAUGAACAACAAUAGCUAUCUUGGUUCAUAUAACAUAGGAUUCACCCCCAUUGCGUAUUGGUACUUAUCGGAUAUAGAAUAGAUCCGCUUCCCUUUUUUCCUAUGAAUCGAAUUGUUCCAUUAUUACUAACAGAAUAGAACAAAUAUUAAUCCUUUCUCCGAAAUAAUUACCUAAAAAGGGGGGGUCCGUAACAUAGUUUUUUCCAAUGCAAUAAAGUUACAUAGUGUCUAUUUUUCAUUGAUAAAGGGGUAUUUCCAUGGGUUUGCCUUGGUAUCGUGUUCAUACUGUUGUAUUGAAUGAUCCCGGUCGUUUGCUUUCGGUUCAUAUAAUGCAUACUGCUCUGGUUGCUGGUUGGGCCGGUUCCAUGGCUCUAUAUGAAUUAGCUGUUUUUGAUCCCUCCGACCCUGUUCUUGAUCCAAUGUGGAGACAAGGAAUAAGCAAUUCAUGGGCAGGUUGGAAUAUUACAGGAGAGACUAUAACGAAUCCGGGUCUUUGGAGUUACGAAGGGGUAGCAGGAGUGGCUUGCUUUGGUUUUGGCGCAUUUCAUGUAACAGGAUUAUAUGGUCCUGGAAUAUGGGUAUCCGACCCUUAUGGACUAACCGGAAAGGUCCAACCCGUAAAUCCGGCGUGGGGCGUGGAGGGUUUUGACCCUUUUGUUCCGGGAGGAAUAGCCUCUCAUCAUAUUGCAGCAGGGACGUUGGCUUUUAUUGUUGCUGGAACUAUGUGGCAUGGUUCUGCAACUACUCCCAUCGUUUAUUUGGUCCUACUUGUUAUCAAUGGGAUCAGGGAUACUUUCAACAAGAAAUAUAUCGAAGAGAUAGUGUUGGACUAG
Brassica oleracea var. oleracea is the source of this 925-nucleotide messenger RNA. Its product is annotated as photosystem II CP47 reaction center protein-like. Gene Ontology annotation, molecular function: chlorophyll binding. The transcript is spliced from 4 exons. The coding region runs from base 350 to 925 and encodes 191 amino acids. Gene Ontology annotation, biological process: photosynthesis, light reaction; photosynthetic electron transport chain. Gene Ontology annotation, cellular component: photosystem; membrane. NCBI's taxonomy places the organism in Eukaryota, Viridiplantae, Streptophyta, Magnoliopsida, Brassicales, Brassicaceae. The record is from RefSeq and is a predicted model, not a curated record.